ACAGGACCCCGAAACUCCCAGUUUUGGUCAAACAUUGGCAGGUUACAAAACCACAUAGCAGCUACAUAGAGGCAGUACAUAGGUUUAAAAACCAGUGUCGAGAGGAUUUUUCUGAUAUAAUUUUGCACCAAACAACGGAGAGGAAAAUGGACAGGACGGUCAGCCUUCCCAGUCAGCCCGACAAAACCACCACAGUGACUCUGGUUGAGAGCAACAGCGCCCCCAGUGGGCUGGAACUGGUCAGCUCGUACCAGACCAACAGAGUGGGAGACCCCAUGGACCUGGUGGCCCUCGCAUCCCAAGUCCAGAGGGGCGAUGACUUUGUCAGAGCCAACGCUUGCAACAAACUGACCGUCAUCGCUGACCAGAUCAGAUACCUACAGCAACAGGCCAGGAAGGUUUUGGAAGAUGCCAAAAUGGACGCUGACCUCCACCAUGCUGCCUGUAACAUUGUGAAAAAGCCAGGGAACAUGUAUUACCUCUACCAGAGACCGUCUGGACAGAAAUACUUCUCCAUCAUCUCCCCUAAGGAAUGGGGCCCAAGCUGUCCUCACCCGUUUAUUGGAGCAUACAAACUUCAGCACGACAUGUCCUGGACCCCCAUCGAUCAGGUGGAGAAGAGGGACUCAGAGAUCGCCAUCAUGGACAAACUUCUCAGCCAGCAGACCGCCCUGCCAUCUUGUGCAGAGCCCAACUUCGAGGGCAUUGCCAAGUAAAAGACUGGAGCAGCUGGACUGGACUUUUUUUUUUUUUUUUUUUU
Myripristis murdjan (pinecone soldierfish) is the source of this 760-nucleotide messenger RNA. RefSeq names its product chromosome 5 C1orf50 homolog (gene c5h1orf50). Lineage: Eukaryota; Metazoa; Chordata; Actinopteri; Holocentriformes; Holocentridae. The transcript has 5 exons. The coding region runs from base 147 to 716 and encodes 189 amino acids. The record is from RefSeq and is a predicted model, not a curated record.